Molecule: messenger RNA, 1201 nt
Organism: Oreochromis niloticus (Nile tilapia)
Lineage: Eukaryota; Metazoa; Chordata; Actinopteri; Cichliformes; Cichlidae
Exons: 2
Coding region: 456-956 (166 amino acids)
Source: RefSeq, a predicted model, not a curated record
GAUAGCAGAAAUAUUUAAAAGUUUCAUUACGGGGUUUUUUGGUCCUUUUAUUAAAGGACUUAAAACUUGCAUCAAAAAGAAAACAUGGAGCUGUUUUGUCAGAGAGGUAAAGUGUUUUUAGCACUCUGCUGAAGCUCCUUAGAAAAGUUGGGCUUGUUAACUAUCUAAUCAGCAAGAGCCACUUGCAGGUGUGCCUGCUUUGUAUAAUCUGGUGCAGGUUGUGUCUGAUGUCUGAAAAAGUGCUAGCCCAUAAAAAUCUAAAUUUACUCACCCCAGCGCUAAAUUACAAGAAUCUAAGGACUUACUUUUUGCAACUCGCAAAGAAGCGAUUUCACAAUCCAGUGUAAAGAAAAAUGGGAAAGCUGGAUUUAUAGUUCGGGAAUUAAGGAUUAAAACCACAUUUUCAGAUCAUUUUUUAGUGAUGUUCACUGAAAAUACACCAAAGAAGGUAUGAGAUGCGUCCAUAUGGUCUAAGGCAGAGUAUUCGAUGUCCUAAGAAAUAUGGCGAGACGAUUAAGGAGAGAAAAUAUUUGCUGGCUCCAGCUUACGAUUUGCACCUUGUGUGGGAGCAAAAAGAAACGGACCACAAAGAACCCUUGGAUGACAGAUAUAUAAGGAAUGCCGCCGCUCUUCCAGAUCUUUUAGACCUGCCACGCAGCAACAGAGUUGUCACUACUGAAGAGGAAAACUCCAGUGACGAGCUCAAGAUCCACGGUUUCACAGUACGAGACUACCAGCAGAUUUAUCACUCGGUGGUGGAUCCCUUGCUCUUUAAGCCAUGCGGGAAGCUCGCAGCCUACAGUCUGGAGCUUGGACACACCAUCAAGGAAAAUCUGUUUAGAGAGCUGGCCUACCCCAUGCUUCAAAUGGCAGAGCAUCCAAAAGGAAAGGUGGAGGUGAUGGAGAGAUUUUGUCUACUACGUCCCACACCUUGCAUAGAUAUAGACCAUAAAUGAGACCUGUAGUAGUAGAGUUAUUCUUAUUUAUGUGUCUUUAUGUUGCUUCAUUUUGUCCAUCUGCAAUCCUUGCGUGGGAUGAUUGUAAUAAUCAUAUUUCUAAUGUUUUUGACUAAAAGCUUCAAAUGUUUUAAAUGAAGCUCCUCAUGAUAAACGUCUGAACAACAAAUAAUUACCGUGUGUGGUGUGUGCGUCUGUGUGUACAGCAGUAAACUAUUAUAUUAUUCUUCCUGCGAGCAAGUACA